CCUGUAAUUAUGUGAAAGAAAAAGGCUAAUUCAAUAGCUGGACGCUGGAGCGUGGAGGAGCUCGUUGAUCUUUAUUUUAGUAGCUGGCUAGCCGCUGCCUGCUGGUUAUUGAGUUAUCUUGCGGAAGGGUUUUGUUCUUAGUGUUGAGGUUAUUCUAGCAAUGGGGAAGGGUUCAAAACCAAAGGAUGCAGGAGGGAAGGGCAAAGGGAAGCAGGCGGCAGGUGCAAGUGAUGAUAGUGCUUCAAAGGGCAAAGGGAAAGCUGGAAAAGCAGAUGGACUUGGCACCUGCACAUAUGUAAAAGCAAGGCAUAUCUUAUGUGAGAAGCAAGGUAAAAUCAAUGAAGCAUACAAGAAGCUGCAAGAUGGUUGGCUUAGCAAUGGAGACAAAGUCCCACCUGCUGAGUUUGCAAAGCUGGCAGCAGAAUACUCAGAGUGUCCUUCUGGAAAGAAGGGUGGAGACCUUGGAUGGUUUCCACGUGGAAAGAUGGCUGGUCCAUUCCAGGAAGUUGCCUUCAGCACAUUUGUUGGAGCUACCAGUGCACCGUUUAAAUCAACUCAUGGAUAUCACAUAAUUUUAUGUGAAGGGAGAAAGAAUUGAUGUAAUGCAGUCAAGGGGCUCAAAACUGUAUGCUGUAGAUGGGUAUUGACAUCUUUUUACCUUGGAAAUCGAAGUGAGGUUAAUCAAUAUUGUGAUGCUUGAUUAGAAUACCCUACUAAGAAAGAGUUUCAUGAAUAUAUUAGGAGAUGAAUAUCUGAAUGUUGAUUAGUUUCUUUGCCUCCCCAUGUUCAUUUACAAUAAUGAGGAUGUAUUUAAGAGAAUUAUGAGAGAAACUCUUGGAGAUUUGAUGAAAUUAAGUUAUGUUUUUUUGGAUGUAAUACAAUGAAAUAAUCAGUAGUGUAGUUAAAUAAAAUGUAACGGUUAAUUUCUGUUUA
Hevea brasiliensis (rubber tree) is the source of this 933-nucleotide messenger RNA. RefSeq lists its product as uncharacterized. Gene Ontology annotation, biological process: rRNA processing. The transcript has 5 exons. Gene Ontology annotation, molecular function: DNA binding; peptidyl-prolyl cis-trans isomerase activity. Lineage: Eukaryota; Viridiplantae; Streptophyta; Magnoliopsida; Malpighiales; Euphorbiaceae. Bases 161 to 598 code for a protein of 145 amino acids. The record is from RefSeq and is a predicted model, not a curated record.